Molecule: messenger RNA, 2012 nt
Organism: Psammomys obesus (fat sand rat)
Lineage: Eukaryota; Metazoa; Chordata; Mammalia; Rodentia; Muridae
Gene: Preb
Product: prolactin regulatory element binding
Exons: 9
Coding region: 146-1399 (417 amino acids)
Biological process (GO): protein secretion
Cellular component (GO): endoplasmic reticulum membrane
Molecular function (GO): protein binding; guanyl-nucleotide exchange factor activity; GTPase activator activity
Source: RefSeq, a predicted model, not a curated record
CCGUGGUUUGAGUGGUGGCGAGCCCGCGGGGCUGCGAGCGGUCCGCGGGCUUCUCGGCGACUGCGGCACCAAGUUCGGCAGCUUUCGAAGGCGGAGCGCGGCAUGCCGCGGGUUCCGCGGGGUUGGCAGUGAACGUGCGGGCGGGAUGGGCCGGCGCCGGGGUGUGGAGCUGUACCGGGCCCCGUUCCCGUUGUACGCGCUUCGGGUGGACCCCAAGACUGGGCUGCUCAUCGCUGCGGGCGGAGGAGGCGCUGCCAGGACCGGCAUAAAGAAUGGCGUGCACUUUCUACAGCUAGAGCAAAUCAACGGGUGCUUGAGCGCCUCCCUGCUGCACUCUCAUGACACAGAGACACGGGCUACUAUGAACUUGGCGCUGGCAGGUGACAUUCUUGCUGCCGGACAGGACGCCCGAUGUCAGCUCCUGCGUUUCCAGGUCCAACAACAGAAGGGCAGUAAAGCAGAGAAGUCGGGUUCCAAGGAGCAGGGGCCUCGGCAGAGGAAGGGAGCAGCUCCAGCUGAGAAGAAAUCGGGAGUGGAAGUUCGCCCAGAAGGGGUUGAACUCAGAGUAAAGAAUUUGGAGGCGGUACAGACAGACUUCAGCCCUGAACCACUGCAGAAAGCUGUGUGCUUCAACCAUGAUAAUACCCUGCUUGCCACUGGAGGGACUGAUGGUCAUGUUCGUGUCUGGAAGGUACCUAGCCUGGAGAAAGUUCUGGAGUUCAAAGCCCAUGAGGGAGAGAUUGGAGAUUUGGCUUUGGGUCCUGAUGGCAAGUUAGUUACUGUGGGCUGGGAUUUCAAGGCCUCCGUGUGGCACAAGGAUCAACUAGUGACACAGUUACAAUGGCAAGAGGAGGGACCCACCUCUCCUGACACACCAUACCGCUACCAGGCCUGCAGGUUUGGGCAGGUUCCAGAUCAGCCUGGUGGUCUACGACUCUUCACAGUGCAGAUACCCCACAAGCGCCUGCGACAGCCCCCGCCCUGCUACCUCACAGCCUGGGACAGUUCCACCUUCUUGCCGCUUCGGACCAGGGCCUGUGGCCAUGAAGUCAUCUCCUGCCUCAGUGUCAGUGAAUCGGGUACCUUCCUAGGCCUAGGCACGGUCACUGGCUCUGUCGCCAUCUACAUAGCUUUCUCUCUCCAGCGCCUGUAUUAUGUGAAGGAGGCCCAUGGCAUUGUGGUGACAGAUGUGACCUUUCUACCUGAGAAGGGUUGUGGUCCAAAGCUUCUUGGGCCCCACGAAACUGCCCUUUUCUCUGUGGCUGUGGAUAGCCGUUGCCAGCUGCACCUGCUGCCCUCACGGCGGAGUGUUCCUGUGUGGCUCCUGCUCCUGCUGUGUGUCGGCCUUAUCAUUGUCACCAUCCUGCUGCUUCAGAGUGCCUUUCCAGGUUUCCUUUAACCUCCUGUGACCAAGGGAGUCGGGCUUGGACACUGCCACCGUCCAGAGCACAUUCAUUGAGGUCCAUGGCAGAGACUGCCUCCGAGGAGACUGACAGGGACUGCGUGUCCCUCAGCUAAAGCUUGCCUGUGGCCCCUGUCACUCUGAGUUGUGGGAGCCCUGCAUUCAUCACCUGUGGAUCCAUGCAGGACCGUGUGGUCUGAAGCCCAGGCCACACCACCUGCCUCCUUCCCUCUGCCUCCUAGGCCUCCAGCGUUGAGAUCCUCCUUUUCUAGAACUAUGUGAAGAUGCUCUAGAGCCUGGAGGCUUUGCCAUCCUUCUUACAGAAACUGUUUCUCCUCCUUCCCUUACAGCCUUUACACAAGGUCCUUGGCUUUUGUUGAGACAAAGUCUGGACUGGCACUUGCUGUUAGGGCAGGAAGAGGCAAAAGGAAGACUCAGGUAGCCAUGAUCUACUGGCUCAGGUGAGUAGCACCAAGCCAGCCAAGCCAGGUACACAGUAAGCUCCUGGAUGGUCUACUCCGGCCUGAGGUAAGGGAGAGUGAACCUCAGCUUAUUAGGCAGGAAGAGUUGAUAUUUAAUAAACAGAGAAAGAUUGAAGCGAGACCCCAAA